AUGGCUGGAGUUGAGGCAAUAGGAAUUAGCAAACCAAGAACUGACCCAGAUGAUGUUGAUAGAGGAUUAAGGGGCAAAGGGACAAUGGUGACAGUGUCCAAGCUUGAACUAGAUCAAGCUCAAUUAGUCGUGAUGAACAAUAACGCAGAGUCAAGAGAUGAUGCUCGAGAGGUUCAAAAUAGUGGUAUACGUAUCGUCGCAGAAACUAUGCACUUUGCAAGUGCAAAAGAUAGAAACCCUGUUUUAGGUACUAUGACGUAUUACGGGGUCAUUGAAGAAAUAUGGGAGCUCAAUUAUUUUGCGUUCCGAAUUCCACUUUUUAAGUGUUCUUGGGUUGACAACAACGUUGGAGUAAAAACCGACGAGCUUGGUUUUACUUUGGUUGAUUUAACGACGGAGAACGCCGCCGAACAAGAGGAAGAAGGAGAGGUGGCUGGUGAGGCGUAUGUUCCACAACCAUACGCUCCUCAGGAUGAGGUACAACCACAAAUUUAUGCUGAGGAGUUCAUUUCCCUCAACGACCAAGGUAUCCUAUACAAUUUUGAUGACCAUGCGGCCCUUAAUCAGCAAGUACAUCUCUGCUCUGACAACAUCGACAAUAUUGUGGCCCGAGGGUAUUUGUACGAGCAUGUGGGUGAGAUCAAAGUACACUGCAAGGAUUACGAUGAUUCACAUGCUCGGAUCAUGGUUUCGGAAAUCCUGCAAGAGGACGCUGAAAUCCCAGUCCCACUUGAAGAGUUCAGAUAUGUUAGGGACGUGUACCAGAUGUUCCUUCCUUGGCCUAAACACUUAAUUUUAACAACCGAGGGUCCACUCGCUCAACCGCCCUCAAGACGUGAUGCGUCAAAGGGGAAAGCUCCGAUGCUUUCUCCACAAAGCCGUGGUGCACGGGAAGAUGAGUUGUUCACGGAAGAGAAGAUGGCGUUGAUCCCUAAUUCGCUGAAAUGGAUGAUUCAUGAAUUCCUAAGGCUCAAAGAUAAACGUGAUAUAAUCACAAUUUCUGUCCCUCGAGGAUUCAUUGCACCGCGUACCCAGAUCAUUUUAUCUAGAGAGGAUUUGCAGCAGGUUGCUACGUGUAACUACAUCGGCAACCAGGGAAUGCUGUUUGGAAUGAUGCACAUAUGGGAGAGCAUCAACGGUCUGAGAAAAAUUUUCAAGUUUUACGACCCAGAGCUUCUCACAGUGCAUGGGAUCAGCGAUGAAGAACGAGUCGAUCUUUUGACGAUGCGGCAAGACGAUUGGCUAAUUGGUUAUCAUUAAUGAACAGCAACCACCAAAUGUUCUUUAUUCCUUGGAAUAUCGGGAUGCAUUGGACGCUAGUGGUGGUUGCGCCAAAGAAAAUUAUCCAUUUAAACCCUCUAAAAGGCCGCCCAAUUCCCGAAGAAAUAGAACAAAUGAUCGGAAGGGCAUUCAUGUAUAUAGGGGACGCAAAUCAGUAUCUUGGCCCGUGGCAAGGAAUUGCACAAGCAAACUGUCCAAGACAACCUAAAAGCCAAGAAUGCGGUUUUUAUGUUUUGAAAUAUAUGACUGACAUCGUCGCACGUGCCAACCCCAACCGUUACAUAGAAGAUCAAAAAGCUUUUGGGGGUAAGAAGCAAUACGAUCCAAAAACAGAAAUUUUACCACUACAGCGAAAGUGGAUCGAACAAUUGAUGGCGGUGAUUCACGGUGACGAUUGAGGUUCAAAGGUCGAAGAAUUUUUCUUCAUUAUGUAAUUUUUAUAGAUUAACUUGUAAUUAGAUUUAUUAACUUAUUAAUAUUUUUAACUAAUUUUACAUGUUUGUGUAAUAUUUAAUUAUUUUUAUGAAAUCAAAUUAUGUUUUUACCCAAA
Molecule: messenger RNA, 1831 nt
Organism: Cannabis sativa
Lineage: Eukaryota; Viridiplantae; Streptophyta; Magnoliopsida; Rosales; Cannabaceae
Exons: 8
Coding region: 1-1260 (419 amino acids)
Source: RefSeq, a predicted model, not a curated record